CCUAUUGCGGUGGAGCAAGAGCCGGUCCCGCCCUUCGGUGGGCGCCUCUCCACUCCUCUCGGGUCUAUGGAGGAAAAACGGCGUUGGUCUCGCGGUUCCCAUGGCCGCAGUCGCCUGCGGCACCAAGGCCAUGUCCCUUUUCAAGCGGACCUUGGUGCUGAGCCCCGGCGCGGCGCCCAGGGGCGCGGGCACUCCCCCGCGCGGCUGCCCCCUGUCCCCCGCCGCUUGGCCCUCCAAGGACCGGCCGCGGGGAGAGGGCGUGUGCGGCCGGCUGCGGAGCCCCGCGGUAGCCGGCCGCCCGCCCCAGCCCCACUCCAGCCCCUCCGCGUCUCCCACCGCCGUGUGUCUCCUCUGCCCGCAGGACUCGCUCAGCAGCAGCUUGAAAACUUGUUACAAGUACUUGAAUCAGACCAGUCGCAGUUUCGCAGCUGUUAUCCAGGCGCUGGAUGGGGAAAUGCGCCAUGCAGUAUGCAUAUUUUAUCUGGUUCUCCGAGCGCUGGACACUCUGGAAGAUGACAUGACCAUCAGUAUAGAAAGAAAGGUCCCCCUGUUACACAACUUCCACUCGUACCUUUAUGAGCCCGACUGGCGGUUCACGGAGAGCAAGGAGAAGGACCGACAAGUCCUGGAGGACUUUCCAACGAUCUCCCUGGAGUUUCGAAAUCUGGCUGAGAAAUACCAAACAGUGAUUGUUGACAUUUGCCGGAAGAUGGGAUUUGGGAUGGCAGAGUUUUUGGACAAGCGUGUGAUGUCUGAACGGGAGUGGGACAAGUACUGUCACUAUGUUGCUGGGCUGGUGGGAAUUGGCCUUUCUCGUCUGUUCUCGGCCUCAGAGUUAGAAGAUCCCUUAAUUGGUGAAGACACAGAGCUUGCCAACGCUAUGGGCCUGUUUCUGCAGAAAACAAACAUCAUCCGUGAUUAUCUGGAAGACCAGCGAGAAGGAAGAGAGUUUUGGCCUCAAGAGGCUUGGAGCAAGUAUGUGAACAAGCUGGGUGACUUUGCCAAGCCAGAGAACAUGGACUUGGCCGUGCAGUGCCUGAAUGAGCUCAUAGCCAGCACGCUGCACCACAUCCCUGACGUCAUCACUUACCUUUCACGACUCAGAAACCAGAGCAUAUUCAACUUCUGUGCUAUUCCACAGGUCAUGGCCAUCGCCACUUUGGCCGCCUGUUAUAAUAAUCAGCAGGUAUUCAAAGGGGUGGUGAAGAUACGAAAAGGGCAAGCAGUCACCCUGAUGAUGGAUGCCACCAACAUGCCCGCUGUAAAAGCUAUAAUACACCAGUACAUGGAAGAGAUUUAUCACAGAAUCCCCAACUCCGACCCAUGUUCUACUAAAACAAGGCAGAUCAUCUCCACGAUCAGGACACAGAGUCUUCCCAACUGUCAGCUCAUCUCUCGGAGCCACUACUCACCCCUGUACCUGUCGUGUGUCAUGCUCCUGGCGGCCCUGAGCUGGCAGUAUCUGAGCACCCUGUCCCAGGUCACAGAGGACUAUGUUCAGACCGGAGAACGCUGACUGGGCUUGGUCGGGAGACUGAACACCCUGGGGAAUGGACUGACCUUCUCUUCAGGGAUGGAUGUGGGCUUCCCCCCUUUUUCCCCUCCUGCUUUAAUUCCUCAAAGAACUCUGUGGGCCUAGAACUUUAGAAACUGUGACAUGUGGUGAAGAUAAGAUUAAAGGGAAAGGACACUUCAGCCUUGGCCACCUGUGUUCACCUGUGCCCACCUGGGCAGGGUGACUGAGGGCUGAGCGUCCACUGCUGUGGGUCACAGUUAGGGCUGCAUCCAGGCCUGCAGAGAGAUCAUACUUAGUGUGAAUACGGGCUAAAAUGUAUUUAAUUUGAAGCAACCUUUGAAUACCUAUCCUAAUAGAAAGUGAAGUGCAUUUUCUUUCUGUUCUGUUCCUGUUUUUCUCAUCCUUUUGUUUUCUUCAGUGGACUUGAAUGUAGUAGAUGUGGAUGUUUAGAGUUCUAGGAAUAUUCCCCCGUUUCCUAAGGAUGCAGACUGUCUUCUGCACGUGAAGGCUAGGAAGUAACUUCUGGGUGGGGUUAGCAUUAUUUCCUCAUUUAAAAGGAGUUUAGGUUUCAGGAUUGCCUUUGGUCCCAUCGUAGCAGGUUGGUUUCCAGUUAAGGCUGACGUUUUUGAGAUUUUUAUAAUAAAGAACUGAAUUACUCGGCAUUUGUCAAGGGCAGUUCACUUGAAGCCUGGAUGAGCGUGGCAGGUACGGAACUCCAGGCUGGAGUUACUGGUUGAGGGACGGUGGCCACUGCUGCCACUGGGAAGCAGGGACCCGGCCUCCCCACCCUGCGCUGUGCCUGCCGGGAAGGGAGCAAGGGCAUCACCUCCGCCAGCCUGCUCUACUUCUAGCUCAUUCUCUUAGCUGCAUUCAGAAAUUUUAUUGCAUUCGGAGGGUAUUUUCAGCUUUGGGGUUUUUUUCUGUUUGUUUCUCAAGAAAGGCAGAUGUUUUCCGGUGAUUGGCUUGAAAGCCAAGUGGCACUUAGCCCAGUUCCCCCAGCACGGUGGUCCACCUCCCUCUUCCCCCCAGCAUCGCCAAGGUUUGGGCUGUGCCCACCCAGUGACUCCCUGAGAGUCUCAGCUCAGAGGGGGUGUUUGAAAAAGCCCCUCGGGCCGAGAAUCCCUGUUGCAGGGCGUUACAGUACUUUCCCGAAGCUGUGCUCUUAGUGUGUAGUGUAUAGUCAGUCCUCUUUUGCUGCAGCUCUCUGUGUGUGACUUAGUCACUGAAGGAGCUAUGUUCCAGCACUAACGUUGGGUCUGCACUGUGACACACGUACCCACAGAUUCUUCUCCUGUGGGCCGCUGCUGCCGCCUGACCGUGAACUGUUUUGUUUCAUUUGAGACUCAGUCCUGGAUGUACCAGUCACCACAUUGAAGCCAAAGUCACUUACCACUUAAGAGCCCAGCUCUAAGCCAGACUCAGCAGUGAGUAAUUUAAGCAUCAAAACUUGGUUUGCGAUUCCAAGGUAAGUGUUAAGAUUUGUGUGUUGAAAUCUAUUCUGCUGCAGUUCACGUAGGACACGGGACAACCCGGUGGAAAGAGCCUUGGUCUGAGGUGGAUGCGUUGGAAGCUUCUCUCCUGGCUCAGCUGUGGGGCUUUCUGAGCUUCUGGUGGCUCCGGACGCGCAGGCUCAGGGGCCCAGCCACUCCACAGCAUGUGGGACCCUCCCGGACCAGGGCACGAACCCGUGUCCCCUGCAUCGGCAGGCGGACUCUCAACCACUGCGCCACCAGGGAAGCCCUGGCAUCGUGUAUUUUUACUUGCUGAAUCUGGCAACCCCACCGUCUACUCCACACUUUUAAGACUCCUUAGGCCAAGCACGAAGAUGCCCCGAGGUCCAGUUCGGUUCACUUAGUGCAUCUCUGCUGGCGUCCGGGUGAGGAUGGAGGUGCAGGGUGAAGCAGUGAUUUCAAAACAGUAAAAGCCGGCUUCUCCCCAGACUGUGGUAUCAGAGGGCAGCAGGUAAGAGAAAUCUCAACCACUGAGUUUGAGGGAGACAAUCUGUACCACUAGUACAGCUCUUCCAACCCAACCAGCAGACUCUCAUCCACCUGAUCAGCCAAGGAGCACACAACAGAAAACCUAAGAAUCAUGCCAAGGACAAGACCAGAGAGGGUUAGCAGCGCUGCAGACCUCAACAGAUGCAGGGGCCCUGGGAGAACGUGGCUUUCUCCAAAGGGCUGCCCCACUAUCUAUCUCUUCUCAACCUAUUCCGGAUCCAGAAAGCCGCCUGCUUGGGUGGGAAUCCAUCUAGCUAGGAGAGCUCUGCUUUCCACUCCUUUGGGAAACUACAAACCCUUCCGGUCUGUCUUGCUCCCUGGUGACGCAGAGGCGGGGGCAGCAGGCACUACACAGCUGGUUUACGGGAGAGGCGGCGUGCUUGCGCCGUGACAGCAGCCCGUCCGCUGGGCUGGCCUUGGCUGCGUCUCCUUGGAAGACAGUGCCGAUGGCAAACAUGGGGCUUGGCCUGACCCAGUCCUUCAGGCCCUGGCUAAAACUAAAAGACAUUCCUACCCCUGCAUCUCAUCCCCAGUCUGAAUGGCGGUAUUUAGGGAAAAAAGUGCCCCAGGGCCAGCGGCCAGGCCCACAGGAGGUUACAUCUUCUAGUACUGACGAGUGCAUGGGAUUCCAGCCACAAUUUCUGAUUCGAUUCCACAGUGAUCCUCUCCUCUGAGGAUUUUAAAGAAGCCUAGAGAGCAGAAGACGCCUUUAGAGAGUGCUUGGCUUUUGCCGACAUAUCCAGACCCACCCCUGAAAAACGGGGAAACAGAAGUCACAAACCAGCCCCAAAGCUGUCACCAGCCGGCCCACAAGGUGCUCUGCCGGCUUCCGUUCACCCCGCAUCCGGCCCCUGCACCUGGUGUCGUGGGGACCCAGGCCGAGCACACACCCUCCCGGGAUCGAUCAGAGGCUGCCCCCGGCUCCCCAGCACCUGCGCAACUGGCGGAACAGGACAGGACGCCCGCUGUGCCCUGGCUCAGGGGGCCCUGCUCUCAGCAGGAAGGGGCUGCGCUCACCAUUGUCACCCCAGUCGGUGUUCCAGGAGUUGCCGACCAGCCAGUAGGGGGUGCCGUUCUCCACUCCCCAGCCCAGGAUGCGGAUGGCGUGGCCUCCCAUCAUCUCUCCUGUGACGUGCUGGUACACCCCUGGGAAAGGAGACAGCGGUCAGACCGAGACCGGGCAGCCGCCCCAUCUGCCACAGCACCCCUCCAGCUCGGCUGGUCACCCCGGGCAGGACGGACGGGGCCGGAGGAAAGGACGGGCCCUGGCAUUCCACAAGAAGGCUCCAGGGGUUCGCACAACAUUUUGGAAUUACUUAUUUUUGAAAGCCUAACACACUCGAAUACAGGAGGUAAAUAUUAAGAUGGAGGCCAAUCAAAUGUGUUCGUUGGUUCCCUUUAAAACUAAAGUUGUAAAUUCUAAUAAAAAUACCAACAGUUAACUGUGUUACA
Molecule: messenger RNA, 4968 nt
Organism: Delphinapterus leucas (beluga whale)
Lineage: Eukaryota; Metazoa; Chordata; Mammalia; Artiodactyla; Monodontidae
Gene: FDFT1
Product: farnesyl-diphosphate farnesyltransferase 1
Biological process (GO): farnesyl diphosphate metabolic process; cholesterol biosynthetic process
Cellular component (GO): endoplasmic reticulum membrane
Molecular function (GO): squalene synthase [NAD(P)H] activity
Source: RefSeq, a predicted model, not a curated record